CUAAUGAAGUGUUGUAAACACCUCCCAGAGCGUUAAAACUAUGACAGACUCAGCCAAAACGCUGUCAUGAGACUCUAUCGCAUCACUUCCUUUUUUGCAUUGUGACUGUGCACUGACCACUUUCAAAAUGGGUACUCAACGGUCAUCGGUACAGAAGAGGUUGAAACUUGUUUUUUGGGAUCCACUCAGCUGUAGACACCUACAGGUCUCAAUGGCCUUAGCAUUAAGUGUUUUUGUGCUUUUUGCUUUCACUGUGUGUGAUACUGCUAUUUCCUGUCAGAAUGAAGCUGGCGAGCCUGUCGACUGGUUCAUCAUCUACAAGCUGCCAACAUACAAAAUUGGUGAAGUGGGCAGUGGUGUGGACUACAUGUACCUGGACCCCUCGCUUGAGACCUGGCAACUUAGUAAAUUCAUGAUUAACACUAGUCAAGGAGCCAUUGGAAACACCCUCAGCCAGCUUUACAGCAAAGCCAUUAACAAGUCCAGCAGCUCUGCUUAUGCCCUCUACAAUGAUUCACCGCCUGUCCUCAAAUACCUCCGAGGAUAUGGACACACCAAAGGGGUACUGCUAUUUGACUUAUACCAGGGCUUCUGGCUGUCCCACAGCAUCCCCCAUUUUCCUUCAUUCCCAGAGAUGGGUUACCUCUACCCAUCCUCUGGCAAAGUCAACGGGCAGACAGCUUUGUGUGUGAGCCUCCACUAUGACCAGUUCCUCCAUAUCACACAGCAUCUGGUGUAUCUUUUCCCACGGCUUUACAACUGCUCUGUCCCCUCCGCAUUUGCUACCAAACUGCCUCAGCUGGCCCAGUUAUGUGCUGGCCAUAGGCCGGAAGCGCUUUCAGAUAAGAAGAUGGACCAGCUCGUCUCCCUACAGGGAGAGAUGUUUUUCACUUUUGCCAAAUCUGAACGUUUUGUGGAUGACAUCUACACUGGCUGGGUGGCUCAAGUUCUGAAUGUGAACUUGCUGGUCGAGACCUGGCAGAGACAAGGCCAUGACCUGCCUUCCAAUUGCUCCCUGCCCAAUCACGUCAUGAACAUAAAGAGGAUCCGUCUUCCCGGAUCCGUCCCAUUCCAUUCUAAGUACGAUCACUCCAAGUGGUGCAUAUCGUGGGCUUAUCAGAAGCACUUGACCUGCUUGGGAGACCUGAACAGGGAGGUAUUCCAAAUGUGGCGCGGUGGGGGGCUACUGUGCUCCUACAACACUUUGAUUUACAAGGCUUUCAGGCAGGUGGUGGACUGGUACAUUGGAUGCUGAACUUUGUAUUCUUUUGAUUGUUAUCGAACAGAUGUUUCUCUAGAUGUCGUUGAUGGUCUGUCGGAAUUAUGACCUACCAGUUAAUCUAUCCCUCACUUUCCUACUGUUGAGCUUGCUCUGUGAAUUGAUCGAUUGAUUUUUAAUAUUGUUUUGAAAUGAAG
Messenger RNA from Hippocampus comes (tiger tail seahorse), 1416 nucleotides. It is a transcript of the gene dnase2b, whose product is annotated as deoxyribonuclease II beta. Gene Ontology annotation, biological process: apoptotic DNA fragmentation. The transcript is spliced from 6 exons. The record is from RefSeq and is a predicted model, not a curated record. Bases 128 to 1255 code for a protein of 375 amino acids. Gene Ontology annotation, molecular function: deoxyribonuclease II activity. NCBI's taxonomy places the organism in Eukaryota, Metazoa, Chordata, Actinopteri, Syngnathiformes, Syngnathidae.